GGAUCCGCUGCGAGUCCAACUGCAUCAUCGCCAUCACUUCCGUCCCUCUCUGCCCGCCAAUUCGAUCCAGUUCGACCAAAGCCUUCGAGCAGAAUUUGGCUGCCGCUCUUUCAACAUGCGAUUCUCCGCCACCACACUCCUGGUCACCGCGCUGGGAUGGGUCUCCGCCGCGACCGCACACACCAUUCAGCUUAAGGCUCACUCACGAGAGUGUUUCCACGAGACCCUGCACCGUGAUGACCUGAUGACAGUCACCUUCCAGGUUGGCGACCGGGAAUUUGGCGGCAGCGGAAACCUCGAGAUUGAUUUCUGGGUCGAGGAUCCUCUCCGCAACCGCCAAUAUUAUAAGCAGGCUAUCUCCAACGAAGACUACUCCUUCACCGCACACGCCGACGGCAAAUACAACUACUGCUUCAGCAACGAGGGCUGGACCUCCAACUCAAAGGAGGUGUCUUUCAAUGUCCACGGAAUUGUCUACGUGCCAGAGUCGGAGAUGUCCGCGGACCCUCUGGAGGCCGAAGUUCGCAAGCUAUCCGACGCUCUUACGCAGGUCAAGGAUGAGCAAUCAUACAUUGUGGUUCGUGAGCGGGUGCACCGAAAUACCGCAGAGAGCACGAACGGCCGAGUGAAGUGGUGGAGUAUCUUCCAACUGGCUGUAGUGAUCGGAGAGGGUAUUUUCCAGGUUUGGUGGCUGAAGCGCUUCUUCGAGGUCAAGCGCGUCGUCUAAGCGAUUUUCUUUUUUCCGCCGUCCCUUCCUCGAAUAUGCAAUGUGAAAAAUGAGAUGUUGAAAGCGAUUCUUGUCUCCGUGUAGAUCCUCUGGGAGUUUUUUUGUGGGAGACUGUCGCUGGAUCUCUUGCCUGUGGCCGACAUGCGUGGCACAUUUACGCUCAUGUCUAUUUCAUUAUAUCUCACGUCAUGGUGUCAUGCAUACAGCUUUGCUAGCUUUUAAUACAACUGUACCAUCAGCCAAUUCCAGAUUUCGAUGA
This is a messenger RNA of Penicillium brasilianum, 986 nucleotides long. The record is from the annotation of a GenBank genome assembly. Lineage: Eukaryota; Fungi; Ascomycota; Eurotiomycetes; Eurotiales; Aspergillaceae.